Molecule: messenger RNA, 3387 nt
Organism: Pestalotiopsis fici W106-1
Lineage: Eukaryota; Fungi; Ascomycota; Sordariomycetes; Amphisphaeriales; Sporocadaceae
Exons: 5
Coding region: 1-3387 (1128 amino acids)
Biological process (GO): double-strand break repair via homologous recombination
Cellular component (GO): Smc5-Smc6 complex
Molecular function (GO): ATP binding; ATP hydrolysis activity
Source: RefSeq, a predicted model, not a curated record
AUGGCCUCCCGACGCCGCUCGAGAUCCGUAUUCGAGGAGGAGGAAGAAGACGCCGCUCCAUCGUCCGGUGCCGAAGUGCCAAAACGCCAAAGGCGCGAUGACUCUGACGAGGAGGAGUUGCAAAAUGGAGACAAUGAGGAGGCGGACGAGGCAGACUUCACUAAGUAUGAAGAGGAUGAGGAAGACAAUCACCUGUCGCAAAUCAACCUGCGUACUCCGCCCAACGAGUACUCGCCGGGAGCUGUCGUACGUGUCAAAUUGGUCAACUUUGUCACCUAUGAAAAGGCCGUCUUCUAUCCAGGUCCCAAUCUCAACAUGAUCAUCGGCCCCAAUGGUACAGGCAAGAGUUCGCUGGUGUGCGCCUUGGCUUUAGGUCUCGGAUAUCCGACAAAUGUUCUAGGUCGAGCCACCAAAUUCAGCGAGUACGUUACCCAUGGUAAAAACUCGGCUGUCAUCGAGAUUGAGCUACAAAAACUCCCAAACGAGCGACAAAACCACGUCAUUCGCCUCGAGAUCACUCGAGAGAAUAAUAACCGACGUUUCUUCCUGCAGGGCAAGGACACAAGCCAGAAAAAUGUGCAAGCACUCGUGGCACGGUUACGAAUUGCCUGCGACAACUUGUGUCAAUUUCUCCCUCAAGAAAAGGUCGCCGAGUUCGCCGGCCUGAGUCCCGUCCAGCUCCUACACGAGACUUUGAGAGCUGCUGCACCUGAGCAAAUGAUGACAUGGCAGACACAGCUCAAGGAAGUGUUCAAGGACCAUAAGAUGGCCAAAACAAGGGUCGAAACCGAUGCCGAUCAGCUAAAGAACCUCCAAGAGCGUCAGCAAGGUCUCCAAGCGGAUGUUGACAGGUUAAAGGAGCGAGAGAAUAUCAACAACAAGAUUGAGGAUAUGAAGAAUGCGCGCUGCUGUGCCGAGUACAACAUUGCCCGCGAUCGAUACCAGGCACUGAAAAGGAAGAAGAAGGAUGCAGAGAAACGCCUCAAGGCCUUGGAGCGCUCCGCUGGACCUGCGCUUGAGGCCGUCAAUGACAAGGAGGAGUAUCGUGGCCGGAUCGAUAGGGUUCUAGAACAUCGCAAACGUGCCCUCAGGGAUUCCGAGAGUGCCGCUGAACAAGCCUCUCGUGCCGUGGAAGCAGUCGAGGAGAAAGUCACAGAGACGCAAAACAGUAUUGAGAAUGAAAGAAAGGCUUUUGGCGAUAAGAAGACCGAGAUUGGCAAGAUCCGUGCAAACAUCAACAAACAAGAAGCCGAACAUCGAAACGAGCCACCCCCUUUUGACCCUGUCGAAUGGAAUCGAAAGAUUCGAGAGAAGGAGCAUGCCAUGCGAGAAAUGCGUACCGAAAUAGGCGAAACAACGGAGAGGAGGGAUGAUGUCAAAGUACGGGGCAAGGAGGUCGUCGUCGAUCAAAAGUCUCUCCAAAGGGAACUUGAAAAACUAGACUCGCAAGAAGGCCAAAAGGCGAGUCGCCUCAAGUCACUCAACCACGAGGUCUAUGAAGCUUGGGAAUGGCUUCAGGGCAAUCUCGACAAGUUCGGAAAGGAAGUAUUCGGCCCACCAAUGCUCACCUGCUCGCUGAACGACGAACGCUACUCGAAACACGUCGAGUCGCUUCUGCAGAGGAACGAUUUUCUGUGCUUUACUUGUCAAGAUAAGAAGGAUCACAUGGCUUUGAGUGAAUUCUUGUAUAAGGAAAAGGGACUUUCUGUCACCAUUCGAACAUGUCUCACUGACUUUGAGUCGUUCAAGUCGCCUGUAUCACCAGCCGAAGCCAGCGCGCUUGGCUUCGACGGAUUUGCCAUUGAUUUUCUAGAAGGCCCGAAACCGGUUCUCGCGAUGCUCUGUUCCGAGAAAAAGCUACACAUGGCUGGCGUCGCCUUGAACGAAGUUAGUCGUGAGCAGUUCAACGCUCUCCAGAACAGCGAGAGGAUCAGCAGUUGGGCUACAGGCGACACAUUUUUCCGUGUAGUGCGGAGGAGAGAAUAUGGUCCAGAUGCAAAGACGACGAGUACACGACAGAUUGCUCCGGCCGUAUAUUGGACAGAUUCACCAGUCGACACUUCCGAAAAGGCCGACUUACAGAGAAGACUCGGUGAGAAAGCCGUACAGAGAAGAGACCUUGCGAAUGAAUACAAAGAACUCGACAAAGUUGUCACAGCCCUCCUGGAGAAGAGUGAUACACUGGAAGCUGAAGUGACACAAUUGAAAUCGGAAAAGUCUGAGCUGCAAACCGUUCACACGCGCUGGCAGACAAUACCGGAUCAAAUUGAAACAAACAAGGCGAAUCUUAAACGAGCACUAGCCACGAUGCAGGAGUGCAAAGCACGGGUUGCACAACACGAACGGAAAAGAGAUCAGCUCAUAAUCGAAAAAGCGAUGGCUGUGCUUGACCACAAGGAUAAGAUCUCACAGAUUCGAGAUGCCUAUUUGGACGUGCAGGAUGCGCAUUUAAGGCUCAUUGAGGCAGCGUCCGACGUCAGAGGAUUAAAGGAGCGCAAUGGCGAUAUUACCCGAGAGCUUGACGACAAGAGGCAAGAAAUUGCAAACUAUGCCAAUGAUGUCCAGCUAGAGCGCGAGAAUGCUCAACGGGCACAGGAAAAGGUUUCCCUCAUUGUCUCACAGGGAGGAGAGGGUGACCUCGAGCGUUACGAAGUCAUGGUUCAAAACAAGACCCUAGAUGAAAUUGACGACGAGGUCAACGCUGAGAAAGCCAAGCUCGAGCUGAUUCAUGCGGUCAACCCCACGGUCCUCCAGCAAUUUGAAGAGCGAGCCAAGAAGAUUGCCGAUCUGACAAAGGAGGCUGAGAAGUGGGGACGCAAGCUCGAUCGGCUUGAUGCACAAUCUAAGGAGUUGAUGGUCAAGUUCGAACCACAGCUUGAGAGGAUCGUCUCAAAAGUCAAUGAAGCCUUUGGGAAGAAUUUCGAAAGGAUCAACUGUGCUGGAGAAGUUAGUCUCCACAAGGACGAAGAUUUCGAGCAGUGGGCAAUUGAAAUCAGAGUCAAGUUCCGUCCCAACGAAGAACUCCAGCUGCUCAACCAACAUCGACAAUCAGGUGGUGAACGUGCCGUGUCGACAGUGUUUUACAUCAUGGCCCUGCAGUCCAUGGCGCAGGCUCCAUUCCGUGUUGUCGACGAAAUCAACCAGGGCAUGGACCCGCGCAAUGAGCGCAUGGUGCAUGAGCGAAUGGUCGAGAUUGCAUGUAAAGAGCAUACAAGCCAGUACUUUCUCAUCACGCCAAAACUUCUUACCGGUCUGGCGUAUGAUGACAACAUGCGUAUCCUAUGCAUCGCCAGCGGCAUACAUGUGCCCGAGAAUGGCCACAAGCUGGAUAUUGAUAAGCUGAUACGUCGUCAGCGUGCAGCCAAGAGUGGCCGUGUGAGCGCAUGA